GUGUGUGUGUGUGUGUACUCUGUUAGCCCUUGCCAGACUGCCCAGUGCAGCGUUUUUCAGGGAAGAAAGGAAGGCAUGGAGCAUGUCAGUUUUUCUUCCUAGCUUGUUCCUGGGAAAGGAGGAGGGAGCGAGGGAGGAGCUUGUGCUUCAUGCCGAUGAGCUAAGAGUUCCCUGUUAGUCCUGGGUGCCUUCGGGGAGCAUGGGGGCCGGGGGGCUUGUGUCUGGUCUUGUUAGAGGAGAGUCAGUCCCCUUCCUUGGGGAGGUGAACCUGGGGGCCAGGCAGGCCUGCAGUGGGGGUUUCAAAGCGGAAGCAGGCCGGGUGAUGGUAUCACACAGCAAGACUCAGCCUUCCGGAGUCUGGACAGCAGAGGGAGGGCGGCUUGUGCUCUGCGCUCGGUCUCCGGAAGGCUGCGUGCACCCAUCGCUGGGACAGCAGAGGCUUCAGGCUUCAGUUUCUCGCUCCGGAAGGGACCGUGAGCAAGGCCGGGGCUCUGCGUUCAGUCAGGAUACAACAGCCAUUUUGCUGUGGAUAACUGGCAUUACCUGGGACUCAUGGAAAUUUCCUAGUCGCAGUUUACAUUCACGCAAGAAUUUCCCAGCCUCGACUUUUCCUGCUCUUGCUCAAGGCUGCUCACUGAUAUGCAAAGCAGAGACCUCCCACCCCAGUCAGCAGACGCAGCAGGGACUCAGCCAGCUGCACUGACACACUGAUUCAGCUCAGCCUCUGGGGAGCAGCCCCUGGCCAGACCCUCAGCAUCAGCCAUGGAGACUCCGGCUUCAGGCUCAGUCGAGAUGCCGCGCCAGUUCCCCAAGCUGAACAUCUCUGAGGUGGAUGAGCAAGUCCGGCUCCUGGCUGAGAAGGUGUUUGCCAAAGUGCUCCGGGAAGAGGACAGCAAAGAUGCCCUGUCGCUCUUCACUGUCCCCGAGGACUGCCCCAUCGGGCAGAAGGAGGCCAGGGAGAGAGAACUGCAGAAAGAGCUGGCGGAGCAGAAGUCAGCGGAGACGGCGAAAAGGAAGAAAAGCUUUAAGAUGAUUCGAUCCCAGUCCCUGUCUCUGCAAAUGCCAAUGCCACAAGAUUGGAGGGGCCCCACAACAACCAGUCCGGCCAUGUCUCCUUCAACCCCUGUGGUCACUGGGGCCACUUCCCAGCCCGGGCCAGUACCCUACGCCAUGCCUGAGUUCCAGCGGGUCACCAUCAGCGGAGAUUACUGUGCUGGGAUCACCGUGGAAGACUACGAGCAGGCUGCCAAGAGUCUGGCCAAGGCCCUGAUGAUCCGGGAAAAGUACGCACGGCUGGCCUACCACCGCUUCCCACGCACCACAGCCCAGUACCUGGGACACCGGCAGGCAGGCGCGGCUCUUCCAGAAGAGGGUCUCCCAGAAUUCCAUCCUCCCCCGCUGCCCGAGGAAGACCCUUACUGCCUGGACAACGCUCCUCCCAACCUAGGCUACUUGGUUCGCAUGCAGGAGGGCAUCCUCUUUGUGUAUGAUGACCAGAAGAGGCUGGAGCAGCAGGAGCCCCACAGCCUGCCCUACCCUGACCUGGAGACCUACACGGUGGACAUGAGCCACAUCUUGGCGCUCAUCACCGAUGGCCCCACGAAAACAUAUUGUCACCGGCGACUAAACUUUCUGGAAUCCAAGUUCAGCCUUCAUGAGAUGUUAAAUGAAAUGUCCGAGUUCAAAGAGUUGAAGAGUAACCCCCACCGAGACUUCUAUAAUGUGAGAAAGGUGGACACACACAUCCACGCGGCUGCUUGCAUGAACCAGAAGCACUUGCUGCGUUUCAUCAAGCACACGUACCAGACGGAGCCGGACAGGACGGUGGCCGAGAAGCAGGGUCAGAAGGUCACCUUACGGCAGGUCUUUGACAGCCUGCACAUGGACCCCUACGACCUCACUGUGGACUCUCUGGAUGUCCACGCGGGCCGGCAGACAUUCCACCGCUUUGACAAGUUCAACUCCAAAUACAACCCUGUAGGUGCCAGCGAAUUGCGUGACCUCUAUUUGAAAACUGAAAACUACCUGGGAGGAGAGUACUUUGCUCGGAUGGUCAAGGAGGUGGCCAGGGAGCUGGAGGAGAGCAAGUACCAGUACUCGGAGCCUCGGCUCUCCAUCUACGGCCACAGCCCUCAGGAGUGGUCCAGCCUGGCCCACUGGUUCAUCCAGCACAAGGUUUACUCGCCCAACAUGCGCUGGAUCAUCCAGGUGCCCCGGAUCUAUGACAUAUUUAGGUCAAAGAAGCUGCUGCCAAACUUUGGGAAGAUGCUGGAGAACAUCUUCCUGCCCCUGUUUGAGGCCACAAUCAACCCCCAGGAUCACCGAAAGCUUCACCUCUUCCUCAAAUAUGUGACCGGGUUCGACAGUGUGGAUGAUGAGUCGAAGCACAGUGACCACAUGUUCUCGGACAAGAGCCCCAGCCCGGACAUCUGGACCAGUGAGCAGAACCCCCCCUACAGCUACUACCUAUACUACAUGUAUGCCAACAUCAUGGUACUCAACAAUCUUCGCAGGGAACGAGGCCUGAGCACAUUCCUGUUCCGCCCUCACUGUGGAGAGGCUGGCUCCAUCACUCACCUGGUGUCUGCGUUCCUGACUGCCGACAACAUUUCCCACGGGCUGCUCCUUAAGAAGAGCCCAGUGCUGCAGUACCUCUACUACCUUGCUCAGAUCCCCAUCGCCAUGUCCCCUCUGAGCAACAACAGCCUGUUCCUCGAAUAUUCCAAAAACCCUCUGAGGGAGUUCCUGCACAAGGGGCUACACGUUUCUCUCUCCACCGAUGACCCCAUGCAGUUCCACUACACGAAGGAAGCACUUAUGGAAGAAUACGCGAUUGCCGCCCAAGUGUGGAAGCUGAGCACGUGUGACUUGUGUGAGAUUGCCAGGAACAGCGUGCUGCAGAGCGGCCUCUCACAUCAGGAAAAACAAAAAUUUCUAGGGCAAGAUUAUUAUAAAGAAGGUCCUGAAGGAAACGACAUUCGAAAGACAAACGUCGCUCAGAUCCGGAUGGCGUUCCGGCACGAGACGCUAUGCAAUGAGCUCAGCUUCUUGUCUGACGCCAUGAAAUCAGAGGACCUGAACAUUUAGAUUCAGCACCGGACAGGCAUUUUGACUUUUUGGUUUAAUCUCGAGUCUGUUGUGACCAGAAGUGGUCAAGCUUCCAAACUGGGACUCUCCUUCAUGGAGAGGAUGUUUCUGAAGAACUUUCAGAUCAAUGACUCUGGUCGCACAGCUCACUUUAAGAUCGGUAUGUCCACCUCCGUUAAUGUACCCGAGUAGCAGUGAUUCUCCCUUGGGGGUUAUGGGGGCUGGACAUUCAUCUUUCCUUAUUCCUGGUUUUACGGAUACUACUCGACACCGCCCGCGUGCAUCUUGUGGGCACGGACUUCCCAUGGCCCAGAGCCCACUGACAUGAAGGCUGUGUGUCUUCCGUAGGCUGCCGUUGGUCCUGCAGGCUAGCUGGUAGUUGGUAGCUGUUUCUUCCAGCCUCUGGCUGGCUGCCUUAAGCAAAAUCGAUUUCAAAGCUCUCUUUCAUAAAGAAGCUAUUUUGAGAUCAUUAAAAUAGAAAACUUUCUUCUAGACAAAUUUUUUUCUUUUAAUGAAUUUGUUCAACUAUUUAGCUUCCCUUCUGCCUACUUAGGAAACCAAAUAUGUACAUUGAAACAAUCAUUCUUUAAUUUUGGCUUCCUCAUCUGAAAAGUAAAAGUUUGGAUUAAGGGGCUAGAAAGCGGCACACCUGGUUAAGUGCAUCGGUUACCAAGUGCAGGGACCUGGGUUUAAGCCCGUGGUCCCCACCUGCAGGGGGAAGGCUUCAUGAGCAGUACUGCAGGUGUCUCUGCCUCUUUCUCUAGCCCCCUUUCUCUCUCAAUUUUUCUCUGUCCUAUCAAAUGCAAUCAAUAAAUAAAAUCUUUAAAAACUUU
This is a messenger RNA of Erinaceus europaeus (western European hedgehog), 3920 nucleotides long. It is a transcript of the gene AMPD3, whose product is annotated as adenosine monophosphate deaminase 3. Lineage: Eukaryota; Metazoa; Chordata; Mammalia; Eulipotyphla; Erinaceidae. The coding region runs from base 763 to 3087 and encodes 774 amino acids. The transcript has 15 exons. Gene Ontology annotation, biological process: AMP metabolic process; IMP salvage. Gene Ontology annotation, molecular function: AMP deaminase activity. Gene Ontology annotation, cellular component: cytosol. The record is from RefSeq and is a predicted model, not a curated record.